This is a messenger RNA of Danaus chrysippus (African queen), 2271 nucleotides long. Lineage: Eukaryota; Metazoa; Arthropoda; Insecta; Lepidoptera; Nymphalidae. The record is from the annotation of a GenBank genome assembly.
AUGUUUCUCGUACUUAUAUUGUUCUCCUGUUUUCUUUGCAAAACAUCAUGUCAGGAACCCGACAAAUGUUUGUCAGGGUACAUGACUGAUUUACAGUCCUGGGUCGAUAGAUUUGGUAAUUUCACUGCAAAUGUGGAUGAUGAAAGUAAAUUGGACCUAUUUGGAAUACAAAGUCCUAUGCUAAAAAUUGAACAACACUUAAAAGAAUUUGAGCUCAAAGGUUAUGACAGAAUCACAUAUUUCAGUAUGGCCAAAUGUGGUUUGCAGAGUGUUCCAGAGGUUUUUAACUUACAAUAUCAUCGCGGCAAAAGAAUCGCAGAAACACUUGUAUAUAUAACAUUCUAUGGCAAUGAUUUUAGCAUGAAAUAUCUCCAAAAGAAGAAUUAUGAUGAUGCGUUAAUCGGAAUAAAUUUUGCUAGAUUCAAUGACGAAAAAAUAUUAAAUAAAGAAUACUAUCAACAUUUGUCUUCUUGGGGGAAAGGUUUCCAAGAUGUUAAUUUUGAAAACCUUUUACAACUUGAUUUAAGAGCAUGUGGUAUACAAUCGCUGGGUUCGUCUACCUUCAAUUCAAUGCCAAAAUUGUUAAUGUUAUACUUAAGUGAAAACCAGAUUCAUUUUGUUGAAGCGAACACAUUUUCCGGAUUAAAAAAUUUAAGACAUUUAGAUUUAAGUAGAAACUGUGCUCUUGAUGAUAUGAAUAGACCUAUAAGUUUUCAUUUUGAAAAUAGGAAUGAAUUUCGGGGCUCGAAAUUGGUAUCUUUGGACUUAUCAUACUCCCAGUUUGGUAACCAUAACGUACCGUUGUUUAAAGAUUUAAAACAUCUGAAAGGUUUAUCAUUAUGUUUUUCGAAUCUACGAAAACUAGGACCGAAACCCUUUGAUAAAACACAACUGAGAUUUCUUGAAGUAUCUGGCAAUAAGGAUAUAUUAAAUACUCGUUCAAUUUUUAGUGGGAUAGAGAAUUCUUUAAAAGUUCUGUAUGCACAGGAAGUAGGAAUGAAGAGCAUUGAUUGCUUGUACAAUUUGACUAAUUUGGAAAUAGCUCAAUUGAGGAAAAACGAAAUAGCUGCAUUGACACCAAACGUAUCGAUUACAUUGAAGAAAUUACAAGUUCUCGAUUUGGGUCACAACAGAAUGUUGUCUUGGUUCAAUAAAGUUAUUUCAAUGAUGCCGAAUCUUAAACUAUUAUCUUUAAACAGGAAUAAUAUGAACAUUGUUACUCAAGAAAUGUUCGAGGAUUUUCAAAACCUUUCCUAUGUUGAUUUAUCUAAUAAUUUUUUGCUUUGCAGUUGUUCUCUAAGAGAUGUAUACGGUAUUAGCAUCAAUAACGAACGUACAGAACGCUCGCUAAUAGAAUUUAUAGAUGAAAAUGAUGGGUCUGUAUUUUUUAAUGACGGUUUGAGGUACUUUAACAACGCUAUAACUAGAAGACAGAACACAACAAACUUAAGUGCUAACAGAACAUUGAGAAUCGAGAAAGAUUUUAGAGCAAGAGGUAAUUUCGUAUUGCUUAUCGAUAAAGACGAUACUUAUUCGUUCCGCUGUCUCAUGUCAUCGGAGGGAAAACUAACAAAUGUUGACAGAAUAACAAAUUGUUCCUACCUGAGUCGGAAUUACGAUAUAGAAAAAAAGGUUAAACGCGAAUGGAGAUUGUUCUUGCUGUUUCUCAUACCACUUACACUUCUACCGACUUUACUUUUCAUUUACGUAUAUAGAAAGAAUUUACGAUAUUUCUUGAUUACCAUCAAAAAUACUACCAUGCUGAGCUUGAUCAACAAAGACGAGGUUUUCAAUGAUACAACAAUAUUUAACUAUGAUGCUUUUAUAUCAUAUUGCAAUGAGGACAGAGCGUGGGUUCUAGAUUAUUUCCUACCCCACGUAGAACAGGACUGCAAUAUAAGUGUCUGUUUACACGAAAGAGACUUCCAGGUCGGUCUGUCUAUUCUCGAGAAUAUAGUGUCGUGUAUGGAUCGGUCUCGAUCUAUAAUCCUCAUUAUAUCAAAGAGAUUCCUAUUAAGUCAAUGGUGUCAGUUUGAAAUGCAUUUAGCACAACACAGGCUCUUAGAGACGAGACGAGAAGAUUUGAUACUUGUACUUCUAGAAGAAAUACCGAGACGUCUUCGUCCAAACACACUACAUUAUUUGAUGCUCACAAAAACCUACAUCUUAUGGCCCAGCGAGGAAUCAGAACGUAAUCUAUUUUGGAAGAGACUCAAAAAGAGAAUUGUCACAUUGAAAAUAAAGCAUUCCGAAAACGUUUCUUUGGCUUAA